AUGGUUAAGCUCUCUCAUCUCCUCGUCGCAACUUUCGGGGUUCUCCUCGUCCUUAAUGGCUGCCUCGCAAGGCAAUCGCUAGGGGUUCCUCCUCAGCUGGGGAACGAGUGUAACCUCGAUAACUUAGACGUUCUUCAGGCCACCGAAACUAUCAAGAGCGAGGCUGGUCAGCUCGAGUACUGGGAUCACAACCAUCCUCAGCUCCGAUGUGCUGGUGUCUCUGUCUCUCGUCUUGUAAUCGAACAAGGCGGUCUCUACCUUCCUACCUUCUUCACCUCCCCCAAAAUUUCUUACGUCGUUCAAGGAAUGGGUAUUAGCGGAAGAGUGGUCCCUGGAUGUGCGGAGACCUUCAUGGACUCGCAGCCUAUGCAAGGACAACAACAAGGACAGCCAUGGCAAGGACAAGGACAGGGUCAGCAAGGACAACAAGGACAACCAUGGGAAGGACAGGGACAACAAGGACAACCAUGGGAAGGACAGGGACAACAAGGACAACCAUGGGAAGGACAGGGACAACAAGGACAACCAUGGGAAGGACAGGGACAACAAGGACAACAAGGGUUCCGUGACAUGCACCAGAAGGUGGAACAUGUCCGACAUGGAGACGUCAUUGCCAUUACCCCAGGCUCUGCCCAUUGGAUCUACAACACCGGAAACGAGCCACUUGUUAUCAUCUCACUUCUCGACAUUGCCAACUACCAAAACCAACUCGACCGCAACCCUAGAGUGUUCCGUUUGGCCGGAAACAACCCACAGGGUGGUUUUGGUGGUCCCCAGCAACAACAACAACAACAGAACAUGCUGAGCGGUUUCGACCCUCAAGUGUUAGCUCAGGCAUUGAAAAUCGACGUUAGGUUGGCUCAGCAGCUUCAGAACCAACAAGAUAACAGAGGAAACAUUCGUGUCAAGGGACCUUUCCAGGUUGUGAGGCCGCCUCUUAGACAGUCCUACGAGAGCGAGAAGUGGAGACACCCAGGUGGCCAACCACAAAUCCCACAAGACAACGGCCUCGAGGAGACUAUCUGCAGCAUGAGGACCCACGAGAACAUUGACGACCCAGCCCGUGCUGACGUGUACAAGCCCAACCUCGGUCGCGUGACCAGCGUCAACAGCUUGACAUUGCCCAUCUUGCAGUAUGUUAGGCUCAGCGCCACCCGUGGCAUUAUCCAGGGUAAUGCGAUGGUGCUUCCAAAAUACAACAUGAACGCGAACGAAAUCUUGUACUGCACUGGAGGACAAGCGAGGAUUCAAGUGGUGAACGACAACGGACAGAACGUGUUGGACCAGCAGGUGCAGAAAGGACAGCUUGUGGUCAUCCCACAAGGAUUUGCAUACGUUGUCCAGUCCCGCGGAAACAACUUCGAAUGGAUUUCUUUCAAGACAAACGCUAACGCGAUGAUCAGCACUUUGGCUGGUCGAACCUCGGCCUUGAGGGCAUUCCCACUAGCGGUCAUAAGCAAUGCUUACCAGAUCCCUCUCGAGGAAGCUAGAAAGAUCAAGUUCAACACGCUUGAGACCACCUUGACUCAUGCGCGCGGUGGGCAACAGCAGUUGAUCGAGGAGAUAGUCGAGGCUUAAGUUAAAACGUUUUCUUUUUACUAAUAAAGUAGCGACAUGGUUGCUAUUGUAAUGGUCAGUUUGUUGUAAUCAUGCCCACUCUAAGCUUUUAACGUAUAUGUAAAAUAUGUGUCUGAUGAACACACCGGCACGUCACUUGUAUGUAACCCUUUCUCAUCAAUAAAA
Eutrema salsugineum is the source of this 1743-nucleotide messenger RNA. Its product is annotated as cruciferin CRU1. NCBI's taxonomy places the organism in Eukaryota, Viridiplantae, Streptophyta, Magnoliopsida, Brassicales, Brassicaceae. The record is from RefSeq and is a predicted model, not a curated record. Gene Ontology annotation, molecular function: nutrient reservoir activity.